UUGCGGCGGAAGCUCACGUGGCCUUGGUUUUCUUCGGCGAGAGACGCGACGGAGAGCCGAGGGAGGGGAGCGAAACGAAACGGGCUCCCGGUGGGCGCCCAGCGAGCCAGCCUCCAGCUAUGGCGAUCCUAUUUGCGGUUGUAGCCAGGGGCUCCACCAUCCUGGCCAAGCAUGCAUGGUGUGGAGGGAAUUUCCUGGAGGUUACAGAGCAGAUCCUGGCCAAGAUACCAUCCGAAAACAACAAGCUCACCUACUCGCACGGAAAUUACCUGUUCCACUAUAUCUGUCAGGACCGGAUUAUAUACCUCUGCAUCACAGAUGAUAACUUCGAGCGUUCCCGGGCUUUCACCUUCCUGAACGAAAUCAAGAAGAGGUUUCAGACCACCUAUGGGUCUCGAGCACAGACCGCCUUGCCCUACGCCAUGAACAGCGAGUUUUCCAGUGUUUUGGCAGCGCAGCUGAAAUAUCACUCAGAGACCAAAGGUCCUGACCAGGUGGUAGAGACCCAGGCUCAGGUGGACGAACUCAAAGGCAUCAUGGUCCGUAAUAUAGAUCUCGUAGCUCAAAGGGGAGAAAAGCUGGAACUGCUGAUAGACAAAACGGAAAAUCUUGUGGAUUCGUCCGUCACUUUCAAAACAACCAGUCGGAACCUGGCUCGAGCAAUGUGCAUGAAGAACCUCAAGCUCACCAUCAUAGUUGUCAUCGUAUCCAUUGUCAUCAUUUACAUCAUUGUGUCGGCUGCCUGCGGGGGCCUCUCCUGGCCAAGCUGCGUGAAGAAAUAGCCGCCCGAGGUGAUCCACCCCAUGAAAGCACACGUGCGCACAGGAAUGUAUGUCAUCCAAUUGCGGACUUUCACACUCUUCAUCCUCCCAGGACACUCAAGAGUCUUUUUUGCCUUAUCACCUUGUAAGGUAUACUCCUUCAAGACCCAAAGGAUGUUUUUCUCCAUAAACAAGCAGGACUUCCUGAAGGGAGAGAGAGCGAGGAGGGCAAUGGACCAACGGGAGGUAUCUAAAGUAUUUGCAUCCCCAUGCUUUGCACUUUACUUGGUGGAGCAGGUUGGGGGAGCUGAAGGCCCCGUAGACCUUUGGUGUGUGUGUGGGGGGGAGAAGUGAGUGGGGACUGCUGAAGUCAACCGAGUUCUUUCUCACAGACCCAGCCCAGCGACGCGAUCAGCUCUUUUACUAAAACGGCUUUUUUCCUGCAGUGCCUUUCUUAAAACUCAUGACAGGCUGUGGCUUUUUUUCCCUUCGAAGCUUCCUUGGCGGCCCUUUUUCGUCGGGGCGAGUGAAAGCGCUUCUGCUUUUCAACUCGAGUGACUGGUAAAUGUGUAACUAUCAACGUUGCUGUAACAUUGCUGCUAUUUGUAAUUUUUUUGUGUCUUGGGUUCGUCUUCUCGCCUAGUUUGGAAUGUCCUCUGGCUUCAUUUCCAGAUGGUGUGUGUAAAUGCUGUUUUAGCGCCUCCAAAGAAUCACUCUCUCUGCAAGAUUUAGUGACUGCCCUCUUCUCUUUGAGCGUGGUGGACCUAUUGGCGCCUAGUUCAAAAAAACCCUUGAUUUCUAAGCAAAAAGUUAGAGAAGCAUGAAGUAGUUGAAAACCAAUUUUUAAUCUCAAACUGCCAUAAAUUACUUGUGAAAAACUUUAAAAAAAAAUCCCUCCCAUUCGUGCAUAAUGUAAAGGAGGAUGAAUCUUAAAUAGGAAGAUUCUUCCCCCCGUGUUGGCAUUUUAUGAUCUUGUCUCUGCUCACUCUUCUCAGCAUACCGCAGAGUAAAAACUGGUGCACCUAUCUUUGGUCUUCCUCUCCAAAUGUCUUUGCAGGAACAAGCCCACAUGGAAUUAAUUGUGCAUGUCUUUUUUUAAAAAAAUGUCAAUAGCGGUGAUUAAUUUUCUAUCAUUUUGAAUGCCUUUUGUGUAAACUGCUUCCUCUUUUAAUAAAAUGCACUGAUGCAUUAUUGUAAAAUAAAUCUAAAUCUGUUUAAAUAAAUGUACUUAACUGCAGACAAUUGA
Molecule: messenger RNA, 2007 nt
Organism: Thamnophis elegans (Western terrestrial garter snake)
Lineage: Eukaryota; Metazoa; Chordata; Lepidosauria; Squamata; Natricidae
Gene: VAMP7
Product: vesicle associated membrane protein 7
Exons: 8
Coding region: 120-782 (220 amino acids)
Biological process (GO): vesicle fusion; exocytosis
Cellular component (GO): SNARE complex; membrane
Molecular function (GO): SNAP receptor activity; SNARE binding
Source: RefSeq, a predicted model, not a curated record